UGUCUUUACCAUGUUUCCCAGGUUGAUAUGAUCUUAGGUGGGUUGCCUUUCUUGCAUUAGCCCAGUUUUUCUGCAUUUCUUUCGGAGUGCAGCUCUGUCAAGUUAACGAGUAUCCAAAGUUGACGAGUUCUCUUGAGUUUAGAUUGUGGAACGUUGUUGAUGAGUAUCGAAAGUUUCCUCUGUUGAUGAGUAUAUGCACGAGUAAUAAGAUGAUCGUGGACUCUGACGUGGUGGAUAGAAGUCUCCUACCUGGUUCGGCGUUGACAAGGGCUCAUUGGCUGAAGCGCUGCUGUGUUUCAGGUCCGGCUACUGCCUUUUGCCCCCGCAAACAAGGAUGAUGUUUGCAUAGUUCCAGGGAACCUGACAUAUUUCUGAAGGUAGGCUUAACGGGUAUAUUCUUUUCACUGUUGAUAGCGUGGCUGAAUGUCUCAACUCUUAAGGAGCAAGCAAAGCUGAGUUGCUGCAAACUGUUAUAUAUUGAGGAUGCCUUUGAUUGCCAGUGCUGUCUCUGAAUAUCCAUUUCCACAGAAGAAUCAUCUAUCCUGACAAGCAAUCAUCGAAGACAGGCAGACAGACAGGGGGCGGCUUCUCUGACCCAGACCACCACCAGAUGCAUGAUUGCGAGACCAAAUUAACAACAGAAAACCGCCCGCUUGUUGUACAAGCACAAUGAUUUAUAUGCCAGGGCAGGCAGGACGGCAUACGGAUCAUUAUGCACGAAUGGCUUUUGGUUCGUCAGGAAACUCCGGAGUCUUGCCCCGCUGAUGCCCGGCACUCCAGCGGCGCAACGACCCGGCCGUCGCAAAGUCCAAACGCACUCCACUCCCUAUCAUCCAUGGCAUAUGAUAUGUGCAAAUGGAAAUGCUCAACCUGCUGCACCGCACCCGCUGGCCUCGAUGGCAGCGUCGUACCGACUAAAAGCACAUAAGAAGCCCGCCGGCUACAUAUGCGCAGAUUGCUUCUCCCUGGCUUUGUGUCCGCUGCUCUAGCUUGUGCUACUCUGUCCCUGUCUCUCUCUCUCUCUCUUUCUCGUUCUCAGCCUCCGGCAGCGGCUGUUGGUCAGCGCCGGCGAUGGGAGCGUGUGCGACCAAGCCUGGUGAUCUCAAGGUGAAAGGUGACGCGCCACUUGUCGUGGAAGACGCUGCGGAGAAGAAGCUCGCCGGAGUUGACGCUGACACGGCCGCCGCCGCAGACGAUGUGAGUCGACGGAGGUCCCUCAGCGACUUGCUCAAAGAGGAUGCGGAGAGUGAAGCUGAAGCUCCAUCGGCAGAGAAGAAGACCGAAGCAGUAACUGCUGCUACUGAUGAAGCUGGCGCCACAGAGGUUGAGGCAUCCAUUGCGAUGACCGAGCCAGAAGGCCCAGACCACACGGCUGAAGAACUGGAACCCAAAGCCGUACAGGAUCCUGAUGCACAUGUACAGGUGGUGGAAGAAGAGAAGCGCGUGGAUCCUGAUUCAGUCCAGGUUGCUGUCGUUGCUGACGCUCAAAGUUCUGAAGAAAGCAAGGUCGUCGUCGACGAAUCUACCUGAAAAAAAGAUGGGACAUGAUGUUUGUUCCCCCUGAAAGCAGAAUGAUGUUCAGUUCUUUUGAGAUUCACAAUCGCAUUCAUGUUUUAUUUGCGUGCUGAAAUGCCGAUACGACUGUGUUUUUGUUUGAGAUGUGUAUGCAUGACUAGGUGGUGUAUCACAAACUUUUCCUAGUUCCAUCUUACUUGAUGA
Brachypodium distachyon (stiff brome) is the source of this 1719-nucleotide messenger RNA. RefSeq lists its product as uncharacterized. The record is from RefSeq and is a predicted model, not a curated record. Bases 1072 to 1530 code for a protein of 152 amino acids. Lineage: Eukaryota; Viridiplantae; Streptophyta; Magnoliopsida; Poales; Poaceae. The transcript has 2 exons.